Molecule: messenger RNA, 2567 nt
Organism: Carica papaya (papaya)
Lineage: Eukaryota; Viridiplantae; Streptophyta; Magnoliopsida; Brassicales; Caricaceae
Source: RefSeq, a predicted model, not a curated record
GUUAGACCAACGUCUCUCUCUCUCUCUCUCUCUCUCUCUCUCUCUCUCUCUCUCUCUCUCUCUCUCCUCAAUCAUUUAUACAAUUUCCCGGCGAUUUCAUACCCAAGAAUAAAAUCCCGGUUUCUGUUCUCUGCUUCUGAUUCUCUGAAAUAACUCGCUAAUUCAAACCCAUUCCGUCUUUUUUGAAUUCAUUGCAAACAGAGAAUUACAGAGCAACCUUCUCUUCAAGGACUUCACAUAACAACACAGAAAGCGAAGCAGAGAAACUUUGUGGACAGAAAGUUUUUCAGAGAUAGAGUUUAUAAUUGAAAAGCGUAGUGGAGAUAGAAAGAGGGGAGCUGAUUGAUGACAAUGGCGCCACCCGAUAGAUCAAAACGACUUCACAACUUCACUUUGCCGUGCUUGAAAUGGGGUCACCAGAGACACCUCAGGUGCGUCAAUCUCCAACCUUCUUCUUCUUCGUCGCCUGAUCGCUCGCUUCCUAAUGGGUUCCAAUCCAAACCCGUCAAUCUCGACGCCACACAGAGCUCGAAAUCGAGUCCCAAUUUCGAUGCUUGGAAAGAAACCAGCAAGGAUAUUGAAAUGGGUGAGAGGAAAAAGCUUCGUUUUGAUCUAAGGUUCGAGGAGAAGAAAGUGAAAGACUCGUUUCUUGGAGGAGAAGAAGAAGGAAGAGAUGAAAGUAUCCCACUCAGACCGUGGAAUUUGAGGACGAGAAGAGCUGCGUGUAAUGAGCCGAGAGAGGAAACUAAGCUUGAUUCUCCCGGGAGAGACGAUUGCGCCACUGUAGUUGCUAAAGAUGACGGAGAGAAGAAGGAGAGAGUGAAGUUUGCCGUUUCGCUUUUGAGAGAGGAAAUUGUGGAGGACUUUCUGGCGAUGACCGGAAAAAGGCCGCCCAGGAGACCUAAGAAGAGGGCUAGGGUUGUGCAGAAGCAAGUGAUUUCAGUUUUCCCGGGAUUGUGGCUGACUGAAAUUACUGAAGAUUUAUAUAAAGUUUCCGAUCUUCCUGAAUCAUGAAAGGGUAGAAGAUGAGACCAAAGCUGGUAUCUUUGAUGCUUCAAAGCUAUCUGUCUGAUGACUGAUUGUACAUUGUGGUCUAAGGAAUGGUAAUUAGCACGCAGACAAAGUGAUAUAAGUUGGAGAAGCAGUGAAAAUGUAAUUUCCUUAACACUUGCUUCCCUACUAAUUCUGUGAGUCUCAAUUGACUUUGAGUUCGAUAUAUUUGUUUUUCAAUAAUCCUCUAAUUACUUAUUUUGAAUUUUAUUGCGUAUUCUGAAAUUCAUCAAAGAUAAUUUCAGUUUUACGGAAUGAAAAUGAAAAUGCUCAUGUAUUUUAAUAUUUAUGUGAAAGUCACAGUUCUUUCUUGAUAUAUCUGUAGGACUUUCACAAGUGCUGUUGUAAUGUAUAUAAGAUGGACUUUUUCAGGUAUAUGGAUGUCUCCUUUGAAACUUAACUAGUGGAUCUUUUAUUUGGAGAAUAAAUUCCAUUGGUGCUGCUUGCUUUUCUUAGUUGAACUGUGGGCAGAAAGUUUUUUCUUUUCUUUCUGGUAGCACCCUGAUUUUGAAAUCUAGGAAAGAAGAUGCAUUUGUAGCGUAGACUAUAUCUGUGUUAAUGUUCAUUUUCACUUACAGCAGUUGAGACAAUGAGCCAUGCCAUCAAUCUGCAGUCCCCAUUUUGCUUUUGCUUCUCUGCUUUAUAUGUAUGACUGGAAUUGGCUCAGGGUCGUGUGAUUCAAAUUGUAAUAUCAUCUUCUUGAUGCUUUAUAUAGCAAGAGAAUGAAUAUAGAGAGAUUUAGCUCUAACCUAUCUUGUCCUAUUGACUAAUUUCUUUUUCCUUUAUGGGGAACUUGCCGAUUAUAAGAGGACACACCAAGGGGAUGGUAGUGGGAUUUUGAGUUCCCAAAAGCAUUAUGUCAAUUGAGCCAAGUGUGUCAGGCAAUGAACUAGUUGAGAUUAAGGGUAAUUCUCUUAUAACUCAUUUGAAAGUAAUUACAUAAUCCAAUAGAAAUUUAGAAAGCUGUCUCUAUUAUUUGCUCAUUGAUCUAUAUUUUCCAGUAUAAUGCCAUUUUAUGAAGAGUUGUAAUUGUUCUGAAUCAAAUGGGAUAAAGGAAAGGUCUUUAUGGAAAUUGCUUUAAGUGAUAAAUAUGGGGCAAGUCAGCACUUGCCAUGUAUUGUUGGCAUGCUUUUACGGCUCGGAUUGGAGCUGAGGCCUGAGAAAAGAAUAUAAACAGAUAGGCCUGAUUAGAAUUCUCAAAGAGUGGUUUUAGCAUGCAGUUUUUCAGUGGUCAACUAAACUUUCUCGAGGAAUAAGCUGCCAUCUUGGUUCUUGUAUAGAACUAGAUUGGCGAUCAUUGUGUCUUUGGCAUUUUAUGCUGCAAUGCUUAGAAAGAGCAUCUACCAAGUACCCUCAUAGUUCUUCUACAAAGGUAACAGCUACUGGGAAGCACAGAUUUGGUACUAUAUAAAGACUCUGUAAUGUGGGAAUGAUGUUCUGUGGUAAUUUCUCUUUCUCAGGGAGCACAGAGUAUUUAAUUCGCUCUUAAUUCUGAGAGGAAAUGAUGCUUCAAGGAA